Molecule: messenger RNA, 2928 nt
Organism: Amblyraja radiata (thorny skate)
Lineage: Eukaryota; Metazoa; Chordata; Chondrichthyes; Rajiformes; Rajidae
Gene: dcp2
Product: decapping mRNA 2
Exons: 11
Coding region: 113-1390 (425 amino acids)
Biological process (GO): nuclear-transcribed mRNA catabolic process, nonsense-mediated decay; deadenylation-dependent decapping of nuclear-transcribed mRNA
Cellular component (GO): P-body; cytoplasm
Molecular function (GO): 5'-(N(7)-methylguanosine 5'-triphospho)-[mRNA] hydrolase activity; manganese ion binding; RNA binding
Source: RefSeq, a predicted model, not a curated record
ACGUCACAAAGGCCGGGUCGAAUGGAGCUACCCGGGCUCCCGGAAGAGGAGACGGCAGCAGCGGCAGUAGCAGCAGUGAGCGGCGGCAGCAGGGCAGUGGCAUGUGUGCGGCAUGGAGGGUAAGAGAGUGGAGAUCCCAAUCGAAGUGCUGGACGAUCUGUGCAGCCGAUUCAUUCUGCAUAUUCCAAGUGAAGAAAGGGACAAUGCGAUCCGAGUCUGCUUUCAGAUUGAGCUGGCCCAUUGGUUUUACUUGGACUUCUACGUGCAGAACACACCAGGAUUGCCUCAGUGUGGGAUAAGAGAUUUUGCCAAAUCUGUCUUCAGUCACUGUUCAUUUUUACUUCGAAAAGGAGAUGAUGUGGAAAAGAUUUUGGAUGAAUGGAAGGAGUACAAGAUGGGAGUUCCAACGUAUGGUGCAAUUAUACUCGAUGAAACACUAGAAAAUGUGCUCCUUGUUCAAGGUUAUUUGGCAAAAUCUGGAUGGGGUUUUCCAAAGGGUAAAGUAAAUAAAGAGGAGGCUCCACAUGACUGUGCUGUGAGAGAGGUUCUAGAAGAGACCGGAUUCGACAUUAGAGAUCGCAUUUGUAAAGAUGACUACAUUGAACAAAGAAUCAAUGAUCAACUAGCUCGAUUAUACAUAAUACCAGGUGUUCCAAAGGAUACAAAAUUUAACCCUAAAACGAGAAAAGAAAUCCGGAACAUUGAAUGGUUUUCCAUCGAGAAGUUGCCAUCCCAUAGGAAUGACAUGACUCCCAAGUCAAAACUGGGUUUAGCACCCAAUAAGUUUUUCAUGGCUAUUCCAUUUAUAAGGCCAUUAAGAGAUUGGAUAUCCAAAAACUAUGCAGAUUCUUCAGAUAGCGAUGGACUUGUAUCUAAUAACACAACACCAUCUAAAACUUUAUUGGAAAGGAUAAAUACAAGAAAAAGAGCUCGACAGAAUCAACAGUUAGUUGAUGGAUUUUCAGGAGACCAAUGGACAUGUUCAGUAAAACACAGACCACAGCAGAAGGCAUUCAGUCAAACCAAUCAGGUUGACCUUUCUGAAGCAAUAAAGAAUAAGUCACAUAAUGUCCGAGGCAAUGGCAGAAAACAGCAACAAGAUACACCUAACCAGAAGAAGAAGCCUAAUGGAGUAAACAGUCAGCAGGCCAAACAAUACCAGAUAUUGAAAUCUGACAAAAAACUUCAGCCACGGCGCCUGCAGGACAAUUUUGGAAUGGGUGCAGUUUGUGAACUAUGCAGUUCAAAUAAACUCAUGGAAUAUUCUGGGACAUGUAGAUCAGGUUCUGAUCUCUCUGAUUCCUGCAACGGGCACUCUGAUUUUUCAUCUAAUGCCUUUCUCAGCUUCAAGUUUGAUCGAGAUGCAAUAAUGAAAUGCUUUGACCUAUGACUGAAUGUUGGUCUUUGUGAAGGGAUCAGAAGGUUGGAAGGAACAUGUUUACAAGAUCAUUGAAAACUGGGCUUUCAUCCCUUGUGUGAAAGGGCCCAAGGAUUUUUAAAAAGUUUUUAAAAAUAUAAAUUAACAUGAUGUCAUGUUUGAAGCAAUUUAGCCUUUUUACACUAUUACCUUUUCAGUAUUUGGAAUUGACAAUAGGUUUUCUUAAAAUGGUUAUUUCAGUAACGUAGAACUGGAAAACAGGUUUUAACUAUUCACAUUACCAGCUUACUUUCUAUCCUGCUCCUCCACCUCUCUUAGUUUCAACUACUCUUUCUUAAUGUGCAAGCACAGUUGAAGGAUGUCUGACUUUUUCAAGUGGGAACUCAAAAAGGUGGGGUUAUUACAGAUUAUUUUAUUUAUGCAGUUUGAUGAAUUGUAAUUUUGGUGAUGCGAUAUAGUCCAGAUGCCGGUUAUUUUUUUGUUCCCCUGAUGUUCCUUUGUAGAAUUUCCAUUGCCUGAAAGGACACAUUGAAUGGUCUUCAUUGUUGGUGUAGUUAUAUGGUGUUCAAUUGUUUUCAUUUUACUGUUUGUUCACUCCUAGCAAUUCCCAGACCAGUAGUCCUGUAACAUGAACUGAUUUUUCCAUUUAUUCAGCAAUUUUUAAAGAAAUUUCUCAUUUUUCAUACAUUAGUACUGUGGCUGUUUGUCAUGAGAAUGGGAUAUCGGCUACUUAUUUUAAAAUGCCUGUCAGGCCAAUUGAGAAUGUAACCUCUUCUUUCUGUUACUCAAAUUAUUAAAAAGAUCAGUUGAGUAGUGAUUUGAAACCUACUAUUUGGAAAAUGUUUUAAGAAGUAAUUUAGUUAAUUAAAGCCCAUUGAUUCAAGUGGCUAUCGCUAAUGUAUAAAAAUAACCCUUGGUUAGCUGUGGUAAUGAGAACGUUGAUAUUAUAUAAAUAAUGGACAUUUUGUAGAUUAAAAUGUCAUCAGUCAUGAUGAAUAUUAGGCAAAAGGCUACCACAGAGUUAUCAGUCCAAAUUAGUGAGAUAAGGAAUAUACUUCUGAAAAGUGAUUUCAAAUUUAUCUAGCCAGCUCAUCUAUUUAAUGAAGAUACAACCUUGACUGUCAUCCUAUUGCAGAAAAAAACUCAAACAGAACAUCAUGAUUUUAACUAAGUCAGUUGUGCACUGCAAAACUAGUAUAUACUACACAAAUGAUGGUUUACUGUAAAGUGAUUUUAAAUUUUAACUUUUAAGGUUGUUCAAUUUGACAUACAAGUAGUCUAUUUGGUAUAAUAGUGUGUCUGGAUAGUACGAAAGUAACAACCAAAUAAAUUAUGAUGCUACAUUGUUUAAGAAAAUAUCUAUUCUUCUUGUUAGCAUUUAUAACCUUCUGAACGGAGGAUUUUAAAACAUUGAUAGUAUUGUUGUAAUAAAGUGUGCAUUUGUUUAUCCCACUUUCACGCAGUGGGAGAAUUUGAGCAAAGGAUGUAGAUUUUGGGAUUGAGACUAUUUUUAGCUUUUAAAAAAUAAAUAAAAUCUAUUUACAUAUGAA